This is a messenger RNA of Ectocarpus sp. CCAP 1310/34, 495 nucleotides long. The record is from the annotation of a GenBank genome assembly. Lineage: Eukaryota; Phaeophyceae; Ectocarpales; Ectocarpaceae.
AUGGGUGCCAAACAGUAUCGGUUGGAGGUGACAGCGGACCUGGGCGGAGUCACCACGCGUUGGCGCACCGACUGCAUCAAGUAUCCGAAGUCCAACAAGAAGGCCCGUGACUGGGCGGCCGAAGCGGCCCUCGCUGCUGUCUGGCGGCCAUCUCAUUGUGACCGCUAUGCCACACUCUCGAAAGACACGAGCAAAGUCGAACCGGCGCCUCCAAGAACCAAACGGCCACGAGACUGCUGUCUGCAAGAUCUUUUUUGCGGGCGCGACCACUGCCACACACCACCUGCAAAGCGUGCUGCACCUGCAGGGGCUGGCCGACCGAAGGGAAGCUUCGGCCGGAAGAGGUUGCAUGAGAUGAUGGCAACAUACAAGGCGCGCGUGGAGCAAGGCCAGCUGGAGUUUGCUGACAUGCAUGUGCGGGACCUCUCCACCGCGAUGUUGGAUGCGGCGGGGUGUGCGAAGGGCAGAGGCUCUGCGCAAGCUCGCAAAGCAUAG